Molecule: messenger RNA, 1342 nt
Organism: Zingiber officinale
Lineage: Eukaryota; Viridiplantae; Streptophyta; Magnoliopsida; Zingiberales; Zingiberaceae
Product: annexin D4-like
Exons: 6
Coding region: 129-1064 (311 amino acids)
Cellular component (GO): cytoplasm
Molecular function (GO): calcium ion binding; calcium-dependent phospholipid binding
Source: RefSeq, a predicted model, not a curated record
GUCUGCAUUUCGCGUUAUUAGAACUUACCACCACCCUCAGAAUUUGAGUCCCUGCGUAUAAUAUAAAACCCCCCUUCAUCCUUCUCCAUUCUCCUACACCACCAUCAUCCCUCCAUCUGUGCGCAGCCAUGGCAGAGGAGUUUGAAGCGCUCACCAGAGCUUUCUCCGGUCUCGGUGGUUUGGGGGUGGACGAGAGCUCGUUGGUCACUGCGAUAUCCAAAUGGCGCAAGCAGCCGGAGAAACGGGGAGGCUUCAGGAGUGCCUCCCACUUCUUCGACUCCAAAGGAAGCUUUGACCGAUGCGAAGACACUUUCAUCCGAGCCAUCGAGGAAGAAUUCUCACGCUUCAAGAAUAUCAUGGUGGAAUGGACAAUGCAUCCAUGGGAAAGGGAUGCACGAUGGAUUCACCUAGUCCUCCACAAGGAUUAUCCAAUCAGUGUGAUAGUUGAGAUUGCUAGUACCAGGUCUUCCGAUGAGCUUCUUGGAGUAAGGAAGGCCUACCAUGCUCUUUAUCACCAUUCUAUAGAGGAAGAAGUCGCUUACCGUGUGAAGGAAAACUACUCUGGACUUCUAGUUGGACUUGUAAGCGCAUACAGAUACGAAGGUUCUCGAGUUGAUCAUGAGAUGGCAAAGUCCGAGGCCAAGAUACUCGGAAACUCAAUCAAGAAUGCAAGCAAAAAGGACCCUGUAGAGGAUCAGGAGGUCAUUAGGAUACUAACAACAAGAAGCAAAGCACAUAUCUCCCUUACUUUCAAGCACUACAAGGAAAUGUUUGGCAAGUCCAUUGAUAAGGACUUAGUUGAUGAAUCAUGCCUACAUGAAGCAGCGCAGUGCUUGGAAUCAGCUCCAAAGUAUUUUAGCAAGGUAAUUGACAAGGCUUUCGAAGGAGCACAUAAGACUGGGAAAGAUGCACUUGCAAGAGUGAUUGUAAGUCGAGCUGAUGUGGACAUGGAAGAGAUAAAAAAAGCUUAUCAAGAGCAAUACAAUGCCAAACUGGAAGACAUGAUAGUAAAGAAUACCCAUGGCAACUACCGGGAAGCAUUGCUUUCCUUGGUACAAAACUGAGAUCAUUUAUAUAUGUUAUCGUCCAUUAUAUGUCAUGUUCCAACCAGUGCAUGUUCUCUACAUAACUAGAAAAGCAUUUGAAUGGGUGAAUAAAAUUAUAGGAAGUAGAUUCAAUUGAGGCAAUAAUGAGUUGAGACUGAAUAUGUGCUCAGUCUCUAUGGUGUGGUCUGAGUGACUAUUAAGCAUUUGUUCUCAUCAUUAGUUUGUUAUUGGUGAUCUUGAUCUGUUGUACUCAUUUGAAGGUGAAACUUGAUUUAUGAUGAUGCAGAUUUUCUCAA